CCCCGUCAUCACCAACACAACGCACUCCCGCCAACACAGCGCGCUCCCGUCCCGCCUUCUCAAAUCCCAAUUCCCCAUCGGCCAUCGCCGAAUCUCUCCGCGCCUCCACCCCGCCAGACGCCAUGGACGCCUCAGCCGCCGGCGCCGUUCCGAAGGCGAAGAAGUACGUGGUGGGGCGCAAGCUCGGCGGCGGCCCCAGGAAGCAGGCGGUGGCGCGGUCCGUCAAGGCCGGGCUGCAGUUCCCCGUCGGCCGCAUCGGGCGCUUCCUCAAGAAGGGCCGCUAUGCGCAGCGCGUCGGCAUGGGCGCCCCCGUCUACCUCGCCUCCGUCCUCGAGUACCUCGCCGCCGAGCUCCUGGAGCUCGCCGGGAACGCCGCCAAGGACAACAAGAAGGCCCGCAUCAUCCCGCGCCACCUGGUGCUCGCCAUCCGGAACGACCAGGAGCUCGGCAGGCUGCUCGCCGGCGUCACCAUCGCCCACGGCGGCGUGCUGCCCAACAUCAACCCCGUGCUGCUCCCCAAGAAGACCGCCGAGAAGGCGCCCAAGUCGCCCAAGAAGGCCGCCAAGUCCCCCAAGAAGGCUUAGUCGAUUACUUACUGUCUAGUAGCGCACUUUGUAGUAUAAUUACUGUUCGCUCUUUGGGUAAUGGUGUCGAUGUAGUGAUGUUCUGUUCUGUUUUGAGAAAAAAAUUGUCAGGGAUCUCUCUGACUAGCAGUAAA
Molecule: messenger RNA, 718 nt
Organism: Aegilops tauschii subsp. strangulata
Lineage: Eukaryota; Viridiplantae; Streptophyta; Magnoliopsida; Poales; Poaceae
Product: probable histone H2A.5
Cellular component (GO): nucleosome
Molecular function (GO): protein heterodimerization activity; structural constituent of chromatin; DNA binding
Source: RefSeq, a predicted model, not a curated record